Molecule: messenger RNA, 7300 nt
Organism: Phyllopteryx taeniolatus (common seadragon)
Lineage: Eukaryota; Metazoa; Chordata; Actinopteri; Syngnathiformes; Syngnathidae
Gene: xkr4
Product: XK related 4
Exons: 4
Coding region: 755-2557 (600 amino acids)
Biological process (GO): engulfment of apoptotic cell; apoptotic process involved in development; phosphatidylserine exposure on apoptotic cell surface
Cellular component (GO): plasma membrane
Source: RefSeq, a predicted model, not a curated record
AUUCCAAAUGUCUGGAAAUAGGGUUGAUAGAGCGCUAAGGAGCGCAAAAGAAUCAUGUGCAAAAAAGAAAAAGAGUGCAUAGAAACCGAUAACCGCGUAUCUCCUCGUGUGUCCCUGCAUCCGAGGUCGCCCGGUGGAAGACGCCAGCGAUCGGGUUCCCCCGUGACCCCCCGCAAGUCAAUCAGCAGCCCGAGGCGCUGUCGUGUAUGACAGAAGAUGUGAAAGUAUUUGAGGUAUAUCUUCCGCAAAGCACUACUCGUGACAGAAAAUCCAAGAUGGUUGAGGUCAAAGUUCACAACAGAGCCUGGGAUUUGAUUGCCAUGGUUACGGCUUUUCCACUCGUGUGUGUUUUGUAACAAUAAGCACCGAAAGUGUGCGUGCGGGGAGGGACGGAGAGCGAUGAUGUCAUCGGUUUUGCUGGCUGCCAUUGAGAGCGCCGGUGGCCGCGGCCUCCCUCCUCUUCGCACUGUCCGUCCGUCAUCACGUCAUCUCGCCCGCUUAUGCUUCCGGUGAGAUGGUGAUGCGAACCGAAGCACCUUUUGUUGAUCGUGGAUUAUGAUCUGCCGGCAGCGUAGCGAAGCUGCUCCUGCCGAGAAACGACGACGACGAGGAGGAGGAGGAGGCGCGCAGAAGGGUGUCGACGGCGAGAGCAGGAGGAGGAGGCGGAGGAGGAGGAGGAGGAGAGGAGGAGGAGGAGAAGCUCCCGAGGCGGGGGGGAGAAAUAUUCCACGAGUGUCAUUGGAAACUCGUAAGAAUGGCUGCUAAAUCGGACGGGGUCCUGAAAACGAAGAAGAGCGACGUGGCCUUCACCCCCCUGCAGAACUCGGAGCACUGCGGCUCGGCGCAAGGGCUGCACCCGGGCUGCCGGCCCGACUCCGCGUGCACCGGGGACGGGGACGGGGACGGGGACUUCGCGAACGGAGAUUCGCGAUGCUGCGCCAAGUCGGCGCGCGUCCGCUCGGGCGACGAGCCGCAGAAGUACUCGGUGUGGGACUGCCUGUGGAUCGUCGCCGCGGUGGCCGUGUACGCGGCCGACGUGGGCACCGACGUGUGGCUGUCAGUCGACUACUACCUGCACCGGGACUACUGGUGGUUCGGCCUGACGCUCGUCUUCGUCGUGCUGGGCUCCUUCUCGGUGCAGCUCUUCAGCUUCCGCUGGUUCGUUCACGACUUGGGCGCGGAAUCGGCCGCGGACGCCAAGAAGCUGCUGAGCGGCUCGGCCUCGCACGGCGACGUGAACGCUCAGCAUCCCCCGACCGCCGCGAUGGGCAGCCGCGCUCGGAAACGCUCGGCCUCCUCCUCCUCCUCCUCCUCCUCCGCCUCCGCCUCCUCCUCCUUCUCCUUCUGCAUGUGCUUCUGCCAGUCCCUCAUCCACAUCCUCCAGCUGGGCCAGAUAUGGAGGUACCUCCACACGAUUUAUCUGGGCAUUCGGAGUCGUCGGAGCGCUGAGAAGGACCGGUGGCGUUACCGCUGGAGGAUGAUCUAUGAGUUUGCAGACGUCAGCAUGCUGCAUCUGCUGGCCACCUUUCUCGAGAGCGCGCCACAGUUGGUGCUGCAAUUGUGCAUCAUCAUACAGACGCACAAACUUCAGGCUGUGCAAGGUAUGACGGCGGCAGCCUCCCUCAUCUCCUUGGCCUGGGCCCUGGCCUCCUAUCAGAAGGCCCUGCGGGAGUCUCGGGAUGAUAAGAAACCCAUCACCUACCUAGCUGUUAUCAUUCAAUUCUGCUGGCACUUCUUCACUAUCGCAGCGAGGGUCAUCACCUUUGCCCUGUUUGCAUCUGUGUUCCAACUCUACUUCGGCAUCUUCAUCGUGCUCCACUGGUGCAUCAUGACCUUUUGGAUCGUCCACUGUGAGACGGACUUCUGCAUCAGCAAGUGGGAAGAAAUUGUGUUCGACAUGGUGGUGGGCAUUAUUUACAUCUUUUCCUGGUUCAACGUGAAGGAGGGACAGACAAGGUGUCGUCUUUUGAUCUACUACCUGCUAAUACUGGUGGAGAAUGCGGCUCUCAGCGCGUUGUGGUAUAUCUACCGCUCGCCUCACCCCACCGACUCGUUUGCUGUGCCAGCGCUCUGCGUCAUCUUCAGUAGCUUCCUCACAGGGCUGGUUUUCUUGCUCAUGUACUAUGCUUUUUUCCAUCCUAACGGGCCACGCUUUGGACACUCGCCAAGCUGCCAGCGCCUCGACCCGGACGCCGCCGCUCAAUUCUCAACGCUGCCGUCCGAGGUCGGCGGCAAUUCUCUGCGGUCCAACCGGGGAGCCGCGACAACACUGGAACGCGACGCUGCGAAAUACAUAGAAAGGGACGGCUGCGUGCCGGUGUUUCAGGUGCGACCCGCCGCGCCAUCCACGCCGUCGUCUCGUGCGCCGCGUCUCCAUGGGACCGUCGUCAAGAUCGAUCUUUGUAGGAACCGCUACCCGGCCUGGGAGCGCCACGUCCUGGACCGUAGUAUACGCAAGGCCAUUUUGGCCAUAGACUGCUCCCCGACUCCUCCGCGGCUGCAGUAUAAAGAUGACGCCCUGGUGCAAGAAAGAUUGGAGUAUGAGACGACAUUAUAGCGCUCUCGUCGCGCCGCUCAGCAGCCACAAUCGGCAAUAAUGUGACCACCACUUUCAGCUUUCCCCCUCCUUUCUUUGCUAAUGCAGUGACCUUCCAAGGAGAAUUUUGCCAAGGAGGUGAAGCUCAUUCGCUGUCUGUCUCCUGAGGUUCCUACGCUUUGCUUUUUUGUUUUUGUUAUCAUUUUUUUUACUUCGGCUCAUCGGGCGGGGAAAGCCUGUGCGCUAUCGGAAAAAACUUCGAAACUCAAACCCCCCCGAGAGGCCGAGGCACUGUUUUGUUCCAGGCGGGUCGGGUUGGGUUAUCAAGCGCAAAUCCAUAAGGAUGUCCGUGUCGUCCCAUGGUCACGAGAUAAAAAAUGACACUUCCAUCCCUGAUCAGAAUAAUAAACGAGAAAGUCCUGUUUGUCUUACCGUUCGAGAGUUGUGUUGACCUGACGCUGUGUACAUCUCACUUCAAUUUGACAACACUAUCUGCUCCCUUUCCUCGUGCCAAAACCUUUCCUUGGAAAAUAUUGAGGAAGCGGAGCGCCUUAGGGAUGGGACGGUAGUCUCUCCACAAGCGCAAGACUUUUCAUCAUCCUAGAUCAUUCCGGUCCUCACUGGGAGAAAGAAGGUCAACUACUUGGAGAGUAGCGUUUAUUCUCAGUUGUCAAACCUGGAUGGGGAAAAAGGGUAGAGCGCAAAGUUGGACACUCAAAUCCACAGCCUUGAUUUCUUUCCAACUCACCGAAUGCCAUCAAAGAAGAAAGCUACCUAAAAGAAGCAGCGCAGCAUCCUGCGCCCGGCUGGGCUGAAGUUCCACCUGUUGAUGGAGUGAAGGGGAGCAGGUGAAAUGAGGACUGCGCCAGAUGGCAUUGGAAAGGAAAUGACACGUGCGAAGAAUGUAAAAGAAAGAGGAAGAGAGAGAGAGCGCUCCGACACCAAAUCCAAGCCACCGAGGAUUUACAACGUGGCAUUUUCUUACUUUUUCAGAUCAGUAGCCCACUACUGAAGUCAUUGGGAUUCUUCUUCUUCUUCUUCUGUGUGUGUGUGUGCGGUCUAGUGCAAAAGUCUUGGGUCACCAUUAAAGAUGUUGUUUUGACAAUUCUAAUAGGCCGUAGUACACUACAAUGUUGGUCAGUAAAGCGCAGACCUCAACCAAGGCCAAACUGUCGACACAAAGGACCCUCGUGACUUCAUAUCUGCACUUUGAUCAGUUUCGCCACCCAAACUCAACAGGUUCUUCCUCGGUCCGCGCAAAAGCGCUUUACGUUGCUUGGCUAUUUUGGGGCAAUCCUGCUCAGAAUGACAACGAGCAUGAGAACAAUGAAGCUCAAGGUGGCCUAAGAUUUUGCGCAAUGCCGUGUGUACGUGUGUGUGCGCGCGCUCGCGCGCAUAUGAAUGUGUGGCGUAUGGAUAUAUAGCGUGUGCAAAUACGUAUUCCUGUAUUCCGAUAUGUACAUUCGUCAUAACUCGCCACUGCCCCUUGUGGUAUUGAAUGGGAUUCCGCGACGGGGAGACGGUAGCCCACAAAUGUCCGCCGCAUUCUCAGACGCACGACCGCAAUCCACUUGAGCAGGCUGUCGAAAUAGUUUGACCUUAAAACAAAUAUAUAUCUUUCAGGGAAUGCUGGGAUGUUAAAGCAAGCACAUUAUCACACAAUGUGGUGUCAUUUUGUCAAAUCCACCGCUUACACAAAUUCGCAUCCAGGGUUAUUUUGGUUUUUGUUUUUGUUUAAAUGGUUUGUAAUGUGCAGUGGAUUUUUCCAAGGCAAUUGCGUAAUCCGAAUGAUACUGUUGAUCUAUGAAGCCAAUCCUGGACUUCAAUAUGUGCGCUCGGUGAAAAAAAAGAAAUGAUUUAUAUCCCCUGAAAAAGACGAGGAAGGCUGUAUUUUUGAUUUUCAUUUUACCGGCUAAUAAUGCCAAUUGACGGCGGCCGGCCGACCGGUUAGCACAUCCGCCUCACAGCUCUGAGGACUCGGGUUCAAACCCGGCAUGUUUGCAUGUUGUCGCCGUGCCCGCGUGGCUUUUCUCCGGGAAAUGAAUGACCGAAUAAUGCCAAUUGCAUUUUUCUUUCUGACAUGUUCUCUUGGUGCUACCAUUUUGGGUUUGACAAUUCUGAGAUGUUCCGAGGAAUUGACUUCGUAUCAUUUGAAUCUUUGAAGAUUUACAACCUCUUGAACAAACGAGCGUGUGGAAACAAAUUUGAUUUGCUUUUUCCACAGUCGACUCGUGUGUCUUUUUGCGUGUGAACCGCAGUGUUGGGGUCUACCGAGGAGGGGGACGGACUCAUUUUUGUUCAUUUGAGCUUUUGUUUGAGUUGGUUAAAAUAAACAAAUGGUGCUAAAGAGAUUAGACACAGACGAAAGUGAAUGAACACAGGAUUCCAGAUGGCACAAGCGUUCCUUUUCACUUCAGAAGCUCCGAUUCAGCUCCUUUUUUUGGGGGGGGGGGGGGGGGGGAGUUGCUUUGAUCAUGUAACGUUAAACUAACACGCAAUUAGGAGAAUAGUGUGUGUCAUCAUCACGGCGACCCCAGAUUGCCCAGUUCAGUGUUGUGUCAUAUUUUUGGUUCACCUUUAGCGUGGGUAAAAAUAAGGUUUUUGUUAAUAGAGUGAGUGAGUGAUUUCAAUCAUUGACAUCCAUCUUCCAUUCCCUCUCUGUGGUGUCCUGAUGUCCUUUAAAAAGUUGGAGACUCAAGUCGCACAACAGCAACCGUAAUUAAAAAGACGCGGCAAUGUGAAUAGGGACAAGACAAAAUGGAAUCCUAUCGGAAUAUAUUAUCCUUUCCCCUGUCUCUCUCGUGUUCAAAUAUACUCAAAACAGCCAGCGUAGCUACGACUGCGCCACGCUAAUCUAACAAAAGAGCUGUCUUGCCUUGAAAAGAUGAUGUUGAGUUUUGAUCGUGUCAGGGGGGCAACGCGUGUGCGUGAUUGCAGAGGUAGAAUCCGCGAUCGUCCGUUUUCGACAGCGCUUGUCCUCAAUACUUUUCCAUGACGUGAUCGCUAAUUGUUUGUCCGCCAUAUUGGCGGUCGGGAUCCGGAGGAGGAGAAACAGCAGCUUGAAACAGAAAGACGAGUAGACCAGACUAGACGUGUUCGUUUUUGUUUGCUGGUUCUUUUGGGUGAAACCCAAAUCGGUUGAUGAUAGCUGUGUUGUCAUUUUUUUUCCAGUCUCCGUGGAUGUGCUAAAAUGAGUUGCCAGCAUAUAGAGAAACUCUUCAUACAGUGGCAAAGACGUGACAAGAUGACAAAGUGGCCAUCUUACAAAAUUCCAACAGCUGUCAUCACGAACACAAGCGGAAAUACAACAGAGCCCCCUAGUUUUUCCCCCUUCUUUUGCUGAAAAGCCCACGGAUGAUGAUCAAUGAUCACCCAAAGAAAUCAACUAAAUAGCAGUCAUACACACGAGAUUUGAGGUGGACGAGAGCGUCUCGCCAGAAUGAUCUCGUCAUCUUCUGGGAUCUAUCGUCCUUUAUCUGUAUCUCUGUUUUCUAAUAAGACAUCGGCUAUCAAAUGGAUCUACAGUAUUCAAACGCUCGAUAAACACUGAAAGAAAACAAUGCGUCCACCUCCUCGAUGGCUGAUGUCAUAACAAAGCCAUCUGUAGGGCCACAGCUAACUGGAGCCCCUAUCCACUGACGAGGCAAGAGGCACGGUAUACCUUGCCUCAUCACAUGACGUAGUUUCAUUCGGUUAGUCCAGAGGGAGGAGUUCACAGCCUAAAAUGAUUCUUACAAUGAACAGAUGUUGCAUUGAAGUCAAUAUUAUAUUUAUAUUUGCUGGAUGGCUAUAUUUUAGGGACGACCGGUUAGCACAUCUGCCUCGCGGUUCUGGGGACCGGGGUUCAAAUCCCGCAUGCUCUCCCCGUGCCUGCGUGGCUUUUCUCCGGGCGCUCCGGUUUCCUCCCACAUCCCAAAAACAUGCACGCUAGGUUCAUUGAAGACGCUAAAUUGCCCGCUAAAUUGGUGUGAAUGGGAGUGCGAAUGCUAACUUCAAGAUAAUGACGCAUACGGCACAUUGAUGAAAAACAAUUCCGCAGCAGCUGCAGCAUGAUUAUCCUGUCUUGACACAGCAGUAGGCCUGCCGUCUCUCGGCCCGUCCUUUCCAAACCAUCGCGGAGGUCAACGACUGGCUUAGUUCGGACGGGCGCAUUGAAACGUGUGCGGCGACAUCGACUUGAGCUCAUUUAGCGCGCAGUAAAGGGAAUAAUGCUGGAAAUCAGGCUCUUUGUGCUGCCACAUGCUCGUAUGAUCGUCCUGUACAAAUGUCUGCGUAGACAGGCGGAUGAUACCGCGUGUGAUUAAUGUGGGAAAUGAUGAAUUUAGAAGUGUAAAUAAACAUAUGCAAAGUGUACGUGUUUAAGAAUAGAACAUUCCGCUCUUGAUUUCUGACUGUGACGGGUGUCUUUUGAGGUUGGAUGCCAAUAGGAUGGCUGUAACUAUGACAAUAUACAGUACUUCAGAGAAUAAAACAAUACAUGUGGUGUAUGUGGUGUGUCUUAAAAAAAAAAAAAAAAAAGAUCCAAAUGUUUAUGAAAAAACGGUAAGUUGCAUUGUGUGAUUAAAGUCUGAAGUGCUACAAUGUGGAGAAACAAUGUGUUCAAUGGAUGAAGAAUACAUUCAAUAAAAAAAUCCAGAGUGAUAAGAAGUAUCAAAACUUUUUGGGGACAGGCGGAUUUUUUGUACAUUUUUAUUGGAAUCUAAUGCAAAACAAGCUACCCAAAUUCAUUGAAUAAAGUGCACUGUGGUCAUUUUUUGGCUUCUA